UUUGUAUUUCUUACGUUUAAAAGCUGAAAUCUAAAACUCGUUGCAGUAGUCCCCGUCAUUUUUUGAACUCGCACCUACACGUCCAUGAAAUGAAAUCGAAUUGAUAUCAUAAAGUUAUUAUAAAUAUGGGUAUCAAACUCGUCUUUUUGUUUCUGUCAUUUUUCGCAACUGGGAAGUUGGUAAUUUCAUUGUCGCUGACAUCUGCCUACGACAAAUUGUCUGAAGAUGGCAAGUUGAACUUCACAGGAAUCGCUGCCAAGUACGGGUAUGCUUACGAACAGUAUGAGAUAACCACUGAAGACGGGUACAUCCUGACCAUGUUUCGCAUCCCCGGCGACGCGGACAAGCCUGUGCUGCUGGUGCACGGGAACACGGUUACUUCCGACUGCUACAUCAUCAGAGGGAACGAAUCCCUAGCACUCACACUAGCCAGGAAAGGCUACGACGUCUGGACGAUAAACCUUAGAGGCACAAGAUACUCGAGAAGCCAUGUAACUCUGGACCCAGAUACGCAGCCGGAUCAGUUCUUCAACUACAGUUUCUACGAGUUGGCUAUAUAUGACAUGCCCGUCACUAUCGACUUCAUCCUGCAGGAGACGGGACAAUCGGAGCUGAUCGCAUUCGGACACUCCAUGGGGACUACGCUUUUCUACGUCCUAGGAUCAGAGAAACCAGAGUACAACGAUAAGAUAAAACUUUGCAUAUCGUUAGCUCCUAUAUGUUUCCUGGAGCAUAUCACUGGUUUGGCUUCCACACCGGCCAAGUUUGCGGCGGAAUUAAAUUUACUCGGAAUCGCAACGGACACCCAAGAACUUUUAAGUUACAGUGUCACGACUCCCAUACUGCAAGCUCUAUGUCUUCAACCCACGGGAUAUGCUGUGUGCAUCCAGGGCGUUCUGUUUUAUUUAUUUGGAUAUGAUUCGGCAGGGUUAGAAGAGGAGUUCAUGUACACACUAUUUGGGCAUUUUCCAGGGGGUACGACUAGAAAGAUAUUUGAUCAUUUGGGGCAAGUUUAUAAUAGGAAUGUGUUCGCUAAGUAUGAUUACGGUACAGCAGGGAAUUUGAUCGCUUACAACAGCACGGAGCCGCCAGAGUUUGACCUGAGCAAGGUGAAGAUGAAGAGCGUCCUGAUUGUAGGGCAGGAGGACUUCUUGGCGCGGGAUGCGGACGUGCAGCGCCUCAACGCGUCGCUGCCCAACGUGGCGGAGUACCUCGUGCUCCCCUAUGAGAACUUCAACCACGUGGAUUUCAUUUGGGGUAAUAACAUGACCAACAAUUUUUACCCAUAUGUAUUUGAAGUGUUGGAAAAUUAUACAUAAAGUAGGUAAAUUAAGGUAU
Messenger RNA from Ostrinia furnacalis (Asian corn borer), 1338 nucleotides. Its product is annotated as lipase 1-like. Bases 126 to 1319 code for a protein of 397 amino acids. NCBI's taxonomy places the organism in Eukaryota, Metazoa, Arthropoda, Insecta, Lepidoptera, Crambidae. The record is from RefSeq and is a predicted model, not a curated record. The transcript has a single exon. Gene Ontology annotation, molecular function: hydrolase activity, acting on ester bonds.